Molecule: messenger RNA, 816 nt
Organism: Aspergillus clavatus NRRL 1
Lineage: Eukaryota; Fungi; Ascomycota; Eurotiomycetes; Eurotiales; Aspergillaceae
Gene: sidH
Product: enoyl-CoA hydratase/isomerase family protein
Exons: 2
Coding region: 1-816 (271 amino acids)
Biological process (GO): fatty acid beta-oxidation
Cellular component (GO): mitochondrion
Molecular function (GO): enoyl-CoA hydratase activity
Source: RefSeq, a predicted model, not a curated record
AUGCCACCUAGCUUGCAGUAUCCUCCCGUUCAAGGGUGUCUGGUCUCAUUCCCUACGCCGCAUACUCUACUCCUCACGCUGAACCGACCAGAACAGCGCAAUUGCAUCUCCCUAGCCACAAGUAACGAGAUCCAACGUCUCUGGGAAUGGUUCGACAACGAGCCUUCUCUCCAGGUCGCCAUUAUCACCGGCACAGGGAAAUCGUUUUGUGCCGGAGCAGAUCUCAAAGAAUGGAACGACUUGAAUGCACGCGGCGUCACCAAUGAAAUGACCGCCCCCGGAUUGGCCGGUCUUCCCCGCCGCCGAGGCAGCAAACCAGUCAUUGCCGCAGUCAACGGGUUCUGCCUCGGAGGCGGCUUCGAGAUGGUCGUCAACUGCGAUAUUGUUAUCGCCAGCGACCUAGCGACUUUCGGAUUGCCAGAAGUGCAACGGGGCAUUGCGGCCGUUGCUGGCUCUCUGCCUCGGCUGGUCCGUAUUGUUGGUAAACAGCGCGCUGCUGAGAUAGCGCUGAGUGGCCUGACUUUUCCUGCUGCCCAGCUGGAGCGCUGGGGUCUGGUGAAUCGCGUGGUGGAGCCUAGUCGGUUGGUAGAUACGGCGGUGGAGUUGGCCAGCGCGAUUGCCAGGAAUAGUCCGGACAGUCUUCGCGUAACAAUGGAGGGGCUGCAUUACGGAUGGGAGAUGACGGGUGUCGAGGAGGGGAGCAGUGCGCUGGUGGACCGGUGGUAUCCCCGGCUCAUGGCGGGGGCCAAUUUCCAUGAGGGAGUGAGGGCAUUCGUGGAGAAGAGAAAGCCACAGUGGAGGAGGAGCAACCUGUAG